Messenger RNA from Branchiostoma belcheri (Belcher's lancelet), 1877 nucleotides. RefSeq lists its product as uncharacterized. The transcript is spliced from 14 exons. The coding region runs from base 80 to 1798 and encodes 572 amino acids. Gene Ontology annotation, molecular function: protein binding; GTP binding; ATP hydrolysis activity. Lineage: Eukaryota; Metazoa; Chordata; Leptocardii; Amphioxiformes; Branchiostomatidae. The record is from RefSeq and is a predicted model, not a curated record. Gene Ontology annotation, cellular component: cytoplasm.
CCUAAAAUGGAAGUGUUAUCAUGAUCGUCAUUCAAUUUUCUGUUGAGAAUACUUUUGAUAUGACACUUUCAACACCGUUAUGGACUACCAAGGUGAACAGAAUGAUGAAAAAGAAGCCUUACAAGCGAUUUUUGAAGACGAUUUCACCGACCUUGCUACAACACCAUGCAGUUUUAUGUUAAAACUAAAGGACUUGGAUGUCCAACUUUCAGGCCCCUUGUAUGUAAAGAUAACAUACAGGGAGAGAUACCCAGAUGAGGUCCCGGAUGUAGAAAUCCCUCUGCGCUCUCAGGUCCUCACAACUCAGCAGCAUACAGACUUACUGGAUCAUCUCAAAACAAUUGCAGAAGAGAGUGUUGGCAUGGCCAUGGUGUUUACACUGGUGGAGGCAGCCAGAGACUGGAUCAACCAGAAUGUGUGUCCAGACACAGCUGAUGAGGAAGAACCACAGGACCAGACAGAAGAAGAACCGUCCGAUGUCUUAGACUUGCUGUCCUCACCAGCGGAGCUCACCGAAGUCAGAAACACUGGAGGCCGCUGGAACUUUGUGAUUGGACUAGUGGGUAAACCCUCUGCUGGGAAGUCCACCUUUUUUAACGCAGCUAUGGCCCAGAACCAGGCCAAGACUGCUGCCCACCCCUUCACUACCAUAGAGCCCAACUUUGGCACGGCCUAUUUCAGUGUGCCAUGUCCUUGUGCCAAGAUGGACCAGCAAUGUAGUGCAGGCUAUGGCCACAACUACAGAGGAGAACGACUGUUACCUGUACUGUUGAAAGACGUUGCUGGGUUAGUUCCUGGGGCAGCCGAUGGCAAAGGGAGAGGAAACAGGUUCUUGAAUGACUUGCUGGAUGCAGAAUCUGAUGUUCUAAUACACAUCAUUGAUGUAUCGGGACAGACGGAUGAGAAUGGAGAGGAGACAACAGGGUACGAUCCAACUAAUGAUGUCAGGUGGCUCAACCUGGAAAUACAUCGCUGGAUCUAUGACAACAUCAUGACCAAGUGGGAGGCGAUAGUGAAGAGGCCUCUGAAGCUGCUGGACAUGUUUACUGGGUACCACGCCUCUAGAUCUGUCAUCCAAGCAGCCUUCACUGCAGCUGGCAUUGAUACAAGGAAGCUGGUUGAGACCCUGCCUGGAUGGGAUGUUGGUGUUGUCCACAGACUGGUGACUGAGUUUAUCCGGCUCCGUUUCCCCAUGGUGCUGGGGCUGAACAAGUCUGACCUGCCCCAGGCAGACAACAACAUACACAGGAUACAGGAGGCCUACCCAAAUGCAGCUGUGAUGGCCAUGAGUGCCCAGAGUGAAUGUAAACUGCAGGAGUUACAGAAGACUGGCUCCCUGCACUACCGUUACGGGGAACCCUCCUUCAUGUCCGAUGACACAACCCUUAAGCCCCUGUCCUCUACAGACACUGAGGAACUGGACAGGAUACAGAACAGUGUACUCUCUAAGCACGGUUCUACCAAUGUCCACAAUGCGCUGAACCUUGCUGUGUCCCUGAAGUCACCCAUCUUUGCAUUCCCUGUACAAGACCUGGACACACUCAUGUCGCUGGAUCACAGGCAAAAGGGAGAGGCACCUGGAGUGCUUAAGGACUGCAUGGUUCUGAGACCAGGUACCACAGUGGGCCACCUCCAUACUGUGUUGGUACAUGCUCUGGAGCUGCUGAAGGGAACAUUUGUCCGAGCUGAGGCCAGAGAAAUCAAUGGAGACAGACGUGUUGUCAGGAAAGAUGAAAUCAUCGGUCCAUCCAACAACGUCAUCAAAAUCAUGACUUCUCCAAAAUCAUCCCACUCCUAAAACUUCUCAAGAACUUACCCCUCUUGGAUUAUCAUAGGCAUCCAAUGUGAUUUCAGGGUGGCAAAACCAGUCAAUUUUU